CGCGCACUGCGGAUGGGCGGAGCCUGCCCACCCUAAUGCACUCCUGACGUAAUCACUGGCUACACUAACAAGCAAGUUCUCGUCAGCAAAAACAACACAAAGAAGAAUGGGACGUGUCGUCGGCGUUGUUAGUUGCACAACAAGCCCGGCCGUCCCCAUUGAACGCUCGUUUUCCAUCGUUUUUUUCAGGGGCUAGGCUACAAGGGCUAACGGGCUAACCAAGCACAGGCAGCGGCGAGCUAGUUGUAGCUAGCUCGGGGCUCGGCUAGCACAACAGUCGCCCUUCGGUUGAUCCACGGAGCUCACACGCCAACCGCUUCCACUCUCAGAGAAAAUGGUGUACCUGUUAAAUCCUCUGGACAACCUGAGAAGCUACAUCAACAACCGUCCACCGCUGGUGAUUUUCAUGAUCAGCGUCAGCGCAGUGGCCAUCGCCUUCCUCACCGUAGGCUACUUCUUCAAGAUCAAGGAGAUCAAGUCACCAGAGUUGACAGAGGACUGGAACACGUUCCUGCUGCGCUUCAACGAACUGGACUUCUGCGUGUCGGAGAACGAGACCAUCAAGCACGGCCUCAACGAGUCCACCACGCCCGAGAGUCUGGUGGUGACUAGCGGGCAGGCGCGCUCCAGCACGCAGCUCCCGCUGAUCUCUGAGGACCCGGGCUCCGUCAACAUCUCGGUGCCCAUCACGCUCACGCUGGACCCCCAGCGUCCAUUCGGGGGGUACUCUCGCAACAUCACCCACCUGUAUGCCACCGUGCUGGGGCAGCAGGUUGGGCUGUCUGGGCGUGAGGCCCACGAAGAGAUCAACAUCACGUUCAUCUUGCCUGUUUCCUGGAAUGCGGAUGACUGCAUACUGCACGGCCACUGCGAGCAAGUUGUCUUCAGCACUUGCAUGACCAUCACAGCCGCUAGCAAUAUCUUCCCGGUCACAGUGCAGCCACCUCACUGCCUGCCGGAGACAUACACCAACGCCACCUCCUGGUACAAAGUGUUCACCACGGUGCGGGACUCUGACACCAAGUACAGCCAGGACUACAACCCCUUCUGGUGCUACAAGGGUGCCAUCGGCAAGGUGUACCAUGCUCUCAACCCCAAGCUCACCGUCAUUGUGCCCGAUGAUGACCGCUCCCUCAUCAACCUCCACCUGAUGCACACAAGCUACUUCCUGUUUGUCAUGGUCAUCACUAUGUUCUGCUAUGCCGUCAUCAAGGGCAGGCCUGGAAAAGUACGGCAAAGCCCCGAUUUCUUCCCCGAAAAGGUGUCUCUGUCGGAAGGUUAAGCGGGCGUCUUAAAGCGGUAUAAGAAGAACGUAGGAAAGUCGCUCAAAACAAAAAGACCCAGAGAAAAGCACUCAGUUGCCUGCUGGUCACUGUGUGGACUUGAAAAAAAAUGAAGACUGGACACAAAAGCGCUCUCUGAAUGAUUGAACUCCUCCUCGCAAUGUUGGGAUUGUCCAACCAAAGAUACAAGUGCCUGCAUCUCUGGUGGAAAGAAGAUGUAGGAACAUUUUCUUCUUCAUUACUGUUGAUUUGCCCGUUUGGUGCCAUAUCACAACACCUUCAUCCAUCCAUCCAGUCUAGCUUCUUUGCAAACCUGCAUCUAUUGACAAUGGGAUGCGGCGAAGCAGAGCACUUGGCUAGCAUCGGAGCUGACUGUGCAGCAAAACCAGGCUAAACCGUUGAAUCAGCGUUGAAUCAGUCAGUAAACAACAUACUUUCUGGCGAUUGAGACUGACAGGCAAAUGAGUAACAAUAAACUUAAACUUAAGUGCAUCGCUAGGCUUAAAAUAAGAAAUGGGAUCCUUGACCCUGUUUUUUUCGUUUUCAUUAAAAUGUCCAGAAAUAUUAAAAUGGUCGGUCUGUUGUUAUGGAAAUACACUGAGCACUUUGGCUGGCACCAGACCCGACAAUGUGGCAAACAAAUGCAUCAUGUACAAAUUGACGGCAAACACCGACUGAUUCACUUAAAGACAGCAUGAGAGCCCAAGCUAGGCAGUUGGCGCUGAAUUAUGUUGGUUUGUCCAUCUGUUUGUUAGCUAGCUGGCUAGCUAGCUGGCUGGUGGACAGAUGUUUGUGAAAAAGUGGCAGCUGGUGCCAUUCCACUCAUAGCAACUCAAAACUAAAGUAACUAAAUUCACGUUUGCUUCAAAGGAUAUGUACACUUAUCCAUCACCAGACCCGACUAUGCAUCAAAUAUUAAACAGCGCAUAACGUUGACAUUCAUCAACAACGAUUGGGUGACUUGCUAAAGUGAAAUGCGGUAUUUAUUACUGGGAAUAGCAACCAGGGGUAGCCAUGGCUAAGCUGAUUUGUUUGUCAGCUAGCAGGCUACAUCCAGGUUGAUGGCGAUGGAUUAGUACGAUAAUCUGCUCUGUUCUUCCUUAUAUGUUCAAAAGAAAGGUACGUUUCUGUGAAAAUGCGAAAAAUGGCGGGCUGGUGUCUAUCAAGUACACCGAGCAAGACAAUUUAGCACGUUAGCGUGUUAGCAGAAUAUGAACAUUACUCUUCCUGUGGUUUAGCUUGCUUGAUUUUUUUUCUUGUUUGUUUUGGAUUUGGUUUUUACACAUUUGGUCUUGUUGAAAGAGGAAAAACUUGCCUUACUCACGGACUAGCUUUUCUGCUCGUCAUCAUGCCAUUGUCUUCUGGGAUGAUGAAACGUUGAUCCUGUCCAUGUAAACAUCAAUCCACCUUUUUAUUUAUUUUUUAUUCCAAGCAAAGUAUCUGCAUAGUCAAGAGCACCUUUUCAGUUUUUUUUUUUUUUGCACAUUUAAAUUUGUAAUUUUAAUUGUCUGCAAGUUAUAUUCUUUCACCAAAAAUGUAUCAUUAUUGAUUAUAUUUAUGAUUAAAGUAAUUUAUUUUUUGUGUAUGAUAAGAAAAUUUGCAAAAAGGAAAAAAGGUAGGAGUGUUGGCGGUGUCAUUCUAGUGUGUGUAAAAUAAACCUUCACAGUAAAGUUUAAUUUCAUGCAACUUUGACAAUCAAGAUGUUUUAAUUUAUCACCUUUUCUUUGAGAGAAGCGCCUAAAUCUGCCUUUCCCCUCAUUUUGUCUUACAUUUAAUUUAGUUCCAUGAAAAAUAAAAAUGUUGAAUGUACUUUUUUCUAAAUCCUGCUUUUUUUUUUUCCAAGACUUGAAUCAUGUUUUUGUUGACGUGUCAUAUUACAGGAAUUGUAUCAAACAUGUAUAGGAAAUAAUUGAUUUUUCUUCUUUAAUUGCAAAGUCUUCCUACAAACGUAAAGUAGUCAAGCAUGCAUCUGUUACAUCUUCAUGUGUGUGUCGUCUCUGUGCAGCUCUGCAAAUGGCCUUAACAUGUUGUUUGUGUCACUCACUGGUUGAACAAAAUGGCUUUAUCGAUAAUAACGGCGAUUCAUUUCUACUCACUGGGCGUUUCCUUGGGUUGUCUUGGUGACGUGCGCUGCAGAGCUUAGGAGUUGGAAGCCAAGUGUGUGCCUUCUGCACUAAUCAAGCUGCAUCCUUGUAGAAAAGACACGCGUAGCUUUGGGAAGGAGGAGGUUUCAUGUGAUGUGACUGCUGUAAAUCAAUACAAAGUGAAUUAAAGUGUUUCUUUAAGGUAA
Molecule: messenger RNA, 3573 nt
Organism: Doryrhamphus excisus (bluestripe pipefish)
Lineage: Eukaryota; Metazoa; Chordata; Actinopteri; Syngnathiformes; Syngnathidae
Gene: tmem248
Product: transmembrane protein 248
Source: RefSeq, a predicted model, not a curated record